GCACUCAUUUAUUGAUUAAAAAUCCGUAUGAAGUUAUUUAAACAAAACAUAAAUAUGAAUAUUAAUCAAAACCCAAUCAGGGACAUUCGUUUAAGUGACAGCGUAUACCUGAAUUUAAACAUCACGUGGAGGCGAGCUGAUGUGGGGUCGAUUACUUCGGUCUGUUGCUUCUGAAACAGACAGAAGUGACUCUGUGGAUGAACAUGCUAACAUGCUAACAUGAACAUAUAUAUGAACUGAACCGCGUCUCCCUCCUUCACUCAACCUGUUCGUCAAUUGACCAAUUCCUCCAACAAUCAUGCUGCCCCUGAAGGAGAAGGACAAACCCAUCGUCCAGAAGCUGCUCUCCGCCGGCUGCUGCGCUCGCUGCAUCCUCCGGUUCUGCUGCAUUCGUGUGCAGGCCACCUACCGACGGCCGCAGCAGGACACACUCGAGGAGCUUCAAACUUUCAUCCACAGUGCGGAAAACAGCCAAUCCCACGAUGCAGCAGCACCAGAGACCUCGGGAGAAAACAACCAGUCCCACGAUGCAGCAGCACCAGAGACCUCGGGAGAAAACAACCAGUCCCACGAUGCAGCAGCACCAGAGACCUCGGGAGAAAACAACCAGUCCCACGAUGCAGCAGCACCAGAGACCUCGGGAGAAAACAACAAGUCCCAUGAUGCAGCAGCAGCAGCACCAGCUGUGACAGAGGCUCCCCAGGAACCGCCGAGCAAAAGGGCCAAACUGGAGCCGAGCGGAACGAACGCUGCGUCGGAGGGAGGCGACGGCAACGCCGCUGCAGCACCAAGAGUGUGUGUGGUGUGUUUGGGAAUCCUGCAGGAACUCUGUGACCUGACUCAGGCUGUCAAGAUCGCGGCAGGAGUGAAGGCAGAAAAGUACGAGUUUGACUCCCUGGUGUUGUCGGUCUCUCUGCCAGCGCAGCUGUGUGUCCGCGAGCACUCCUGUUGGCUCCACGUGAAGAAGGAAGUGAGGGAGAAAGGCCUGGUGCUCGACAAGGACGACAUCAUCCCGCUGAAGGAAGCCUUCAAGUGGAUCAUGCAGGGCCUGGUCUCCAAGGAACUGGGGGGCGCUGUCGUGGUUACCAAGAGCGCUCUCGAGGUCGGUGUGGAGUUCACCCACAAAGAAACAGACGCCGACUGCCACUUCCUUGCAACAGUGUGUCCCGACUGCUUCAAACCAGCCAAGAACAAACAGUCGGUGUUCACCAGGAUGGCCGUGGUAAAAGCUCUGGAAAAGAUUUCAGACGUCAAGUUCCUCAGACACUUCCCGUGUCCUCCGACGCAGCCGUCCAGCUGCUGCAGCCCUCAGGGCGUCCAGUGUCUCCACCUGUCCGUCUUCGUGGCAGGGAGAUACAACAAGUUCUGCCGCAGCCUCCCCCAGACUCCCUGGCUGAUUGACGGGGAGAGGAGGAUGGAGUCGUCGGUGGAGGAGCUGAUCGCGGCGCCCGUCCUGUCGACCUUCAGAGCCGAAGGUUUUAAUUUCUCCUCCUCCGGCAGAGAGGACGUAGACGUCCGCACUCUGGGGAACGGUCGGCCGUUUGCGAUGGAGCUGCUGAAUCCUCACAGAUCCAGAUUGAGCCGCAUGGAGAUGAAGCAGCUGCAGCAGACCAUUAACGAGUCCUCCGACAAAAUCCGAGUGAGAGACCUGCAGAUCGUCACCAGAGACGCCAUGAGUCGGAUGAAGGAGGGCGAGGAGGAGAAGACCAAGUCGUACACAGCUCUGGUCUGGACCAGGAGACCGAUUCAGAGAGAAGACAUCAGCUUCAUCGGCGACAUCAAGGAACUGACUCUGGAUCAGAAAACUCCUCUGAGGGUUUUACAUCGCCGGGCGCUCGCCGUCCGACAGCGAGUCGUCCACAGUAUGAACGUUCACUUCCUGGACCCGCAUCACUUCCACCUGCGACUGAAGACGCAGGCCGGGACCUACAUCAAGGAGUUUGUCCACGGAGACUUCGGCCGCACCAAGCCCAACCUGUGUGAGCUGCUGAGGACGGACGCCGACAUCCUGGAGCUGGACGUGGAGUCUGUGGACGUGGACUGGCCUCCUGCCAUACCAGAGUGAACGCCGCCCCUCGUCCCGGACCGUCCACCCAGUUGAACGCUGCUGCUCCGUGGAACAACGUGUCUGCGGUUCCGUCUGUUUCGGAAGCAUCGACUGAAUCUUUAGUUUAGCGUCACCGAAAACGUUAAAUAUCACUUUUUUAACAUCGGUCUGACGUACCCGAGGCCGGGGGUUCGAGCAGUGACAUCAUCAUCAUCGUCAACAACAACAACAACAACAAAGAGAGAGACGAGCUUUCUCCAAAAUCGCGUACUGCCCCUUUAAUCACGAGGGGUUCAGCGGAUGUACGUCUCAGUUCCUUUGGGGAAAACAUCAUCUUCUUUUUUUGGACUUCUUAUCCAGCUGCAGCAGGUUGUUGUCUUCACUGGAAGUGAACACGUGGAACAUUUUUCCAAGCUCACUUUGAGAUCCAAUAUUUAGAGCCCGACGAUAAUAUCGACCGAUACGAGCCUUUCACUGACAAUAUCGGUGUCAACACUUAUGUUUACCAAUAUGAAAUCUUACAUCGUACAGAAUCAAUCAUGUUUAUUUUCUUAAUUCAAGUUCUUUAUAUUUGGUUGUAUUUGUGUUUUCUUUUCAUUUUUGGUUAUUUAUGGUUAAACUAAAAUAUUGAGCCUCCCUUACAUUUCUUUUUCCUGAAGGCUUGAUAACCACAUCUUAGGAAUCAUUGACAGAUAUAAAAAAUAUAUAUAGAAGUAGAGAAUCUUGUUCUCUCUAAUCUCCAUAUCGACCGCUAUAAAUCCAUAUCGGUCGGGCUCUAUGAAAUAUGACGUUUUCAUUUUGCAGCAGCGCUGACGUUCACUCUGAUAUGAUUUAUGAAUUAUGAAUAUUUCACCAGAAAAGAUGAUUUCUUUCCCCUUCAGUUGUUUUUGUGUAGGAGCUUUUUCCUGUGUAUCAUCUUCUGUCAUGUACAGUACGUUGUCCUGCAGCGAUUAAAGCAACUUUCAUUAGAA
Messenger RNA from Scophthalmus maximus (turbot), 3018 nucleotides. It is a transcript of the gene pus10, whose product is annotated as pseudouridine synthase 10. NCBI's taxonomy places the organism in Eukaryota, Metazoa, Chordata, Actinopteri, Pleuronectiformes, Scophthalmidae. Gene Ontology annotation, biological process: tRNA pseudouridine synthesis. Gene Ontology annotation, molecular function: pseudouridine synthase activity; RNA binding. Bases 299 to 2065 code for a protein of 588 amino acids. The transcript is spliced from 18 exons. The record is from RefSeq and is a predicted model, not a curated record.